Symbiodinium natans is the source of this 1224-nucleotide messenger RNA. The record is from the annotation of a GenBank genome assembly. NCBI's taxonomy places the organism in Eukaryota, Dinophyceae, Suessiales, Symbiodiniaceae.
AUGGCUCUGCUACACAAGGACGCAGAGCUGGAAGAUGCCAUCCAAGGUUUGGAUCUGUACGCCUGCCGGCAGUAUCUCAAGCAGCUUCAAGUCGAGAGGUCCCUUCGUCAAGAGCACGUGGAGCGUUUGGAGGAGAAGCUGAAGACCACCAACCAAGAGCUCUGCAGCCGGCAAGUCGAAGCGGAGAAGCGAAAGCUGGAGUUCUUUGCAGAGCAGGAGAUCAACCGACGCCGCGCCGACAGGUCCUCCAAGAAGGGAGUUCUGAGCCUCCAUGGCGAUCCACACGACGAUGGGGCCCAGGUGAUAGAGCAGUGGCAAGCCAGCGCCCGCAACUUGAUAGAGAGGGAGCUGCAGAUGGAGAUGUCCAACCAGCAGCGCAUCGAGCGCACGCCGUUUGGCUUUAAGGAGUACGAGGGUUCGCGCCUGAUGGUCUUCAAGCCAGAGGCAAUCAUUGAGCAGGAACGUGGCCUCCGAGAAACGGUGCUCGUCACCUAUGCGGUACCCCAUGCCGAGAAGCAGUACCACCAGACUUAUCGUGCGGCGGCUGAGGAAACUGAUGAUGCGCUGAUCGAGCCAGAUCGGGACAAGCCUAGCUUUGGGAACUUUCAUCGGCCCGUGCGGACGGGAAAGACCAUUACCCUGGAUGUGGAGGCCUCAGACACCAUCGACAAUGUCAAGGCAAAGAUCCAGGACAAGGAAGGUAUCCCUCCGGACCAGCAGCGCCUGAUCUUUGCUGGAAAGCAGCUGGAGGAUGGCCGCACUCUGUCCGACUACAACAUCCAGAAGGAGUCUACCCUUCACUUGGUCUUGCGCCUCCGCGGUGGACACUGCCAGGUCCCUUGCGGCAUCUUCGACGACCCCAAGCUUGUGGCAGAUGUGAACGAGGCGGUGGCUACUAUCAAGAAGGCCAUGGUGCAGAUCGGUGAGCUCUCGGCCUCGAUGACUCCGCUCAACAUCAAUCAGAUGACGCGCUGGGUCAACACCAAGGAGGAGCAUGCUGGCAAGAUCGUCACCUUGAUGUCAGAGUACUGCCUCUGCCAGCGCAUCAAGCCUGUGAGCGACCCGAAGACCCCUUUCUCCAGCGAGGCUGACUACAUUGCGGCACUCCAGGCUCACCACCAGGUGAUGCUCGCGGCUGUGAAGUGCAAGCAGAACGUGGAUCCGGCACUUGCUGACACUCUGGCCGGGGCAGUGGCUGAGAUGAGCAAGAUGUACCUCAAGUGA